This is a messenger RNA of Melanotaenia boesemani (Boeseman's rainbowfish), 950 nucleotides long. RefSeq names its product FA core complex associated protein 24 (gene faap24). Gene Ontology annotation, molecular function: chromatin binding. The record is from RefSeq and is a predicted model, not a curated record. Gene Ontology annotation, cellular component: Fanconi anaemia nuclear complex. Bases 181 to 843 code for a protein of 220 amino acids. NCBI's taxonomy places the organism in Eukaryota, Metazoa, Chordata, Actinopteri, Atheriniformes, Melanotaeniidae. The transcript is spliced from 4 exons. Gene Ontology annotation, biological process: interstrand cross-link repair.
CACAAUUCACAGAAGACCAGAAGAAGACGUUGUUCCGGUCUGGAGGUAAAUUAAAAACUCAGUCAGGGGAAGUUUUUGUGGGAAGUGUAGUUGUUUUCUUCAUGUGUUAAUCUGUCGGGAACUCUUUAUCCUCUGGCCGGUCGGUCGUUGUCCGGAUGAAGCUUCUCUCUGUCCCGUUAAAUGGAGUCUAAACCAGCAGUUUCCCUUAACGCUGGUCCUCCUUAUGGGCACAUCGUGUGCAGCGAGAAAUGGAGGAAUUCUUCUCUAAUUCAAGGAUUAAAAGGUGGAGAUGUGAGGAUCCUCUUUGAAAAUGAACUUGACGUAGCAGAUUUCCUCCUUCCCAACAAAACCAGCAUCCUGUACGUGUCUGAGUGUGACAUCGUAGCAGGAAACGGCUACAAGAGGAAGCUGGUUCGCUACCGUAACGUCAGUAGCAGCUUCCUGCAGCUGGUGUUGGUGGAGAGGACCAGACUCAGUGAGCAGUACUUCUCUGCUGUGCAGACCUUUGUGGCGUUUGACUUGGAUCUGUCUCUGCUGCCGGUAGGCGGGCAGACGGAAGCCUCACAGCUCAUCACUCAAAUCGUUCAUGGGGAAGCCAGAGAGAAGCCUUUCAGAAGGAAGAGUACGUGUCGGCUGCUGGACCCGCUGGUCCUGGCUCUGGUCCAGCAGAUUCCUGGGGUGGGCAGGGUCAAAGGUCAGACUCUGCUACAGAACUUCUCCACCAUCCAGCAGCUCUGUAACGUCUCUGCUGCUGAGCUGGAGACCGUGGUGGGUCAGGCCAGCGCCCAGCAGAUCCACAGCUUCUUCCACCAGAACACUGCUGGUCAGACUGGUUUUCAGUGACCACCGGGCUGAAACCAGAGUAGUCUGGACUCUCUUCUGUAAUGUUUUCGGUGCUGAGCAUCGGUUUUUCUAAUGUCCAGUUUAUAGGAGUUUAAGAAAAGGUGUGA